UCUGGCCUCCCCUUAAAGAAACAGAAAAGCCAAUGGCAAUCAUAGUAAAACAAUAAAGCAGCAAAGCUAAUGGAAGUGGGUGGUGUGGUGGUCCUCCCCUUAUUAAAUGUCACCUUGCCCUCCAUUUCUAUUCAAAAUUCAAACUCAACCCAGCUCCCAGAUCCCUAGCCUCCCUUUUCCUUCCUACUUCUCCUCUUUUCUCUAAUUGCUCCACUUAACAUUUUUUAACAGAGAAGGUUAUAGUUGAGGAAGAGACGCAGCCGAGAAGCUUGUGUCAAUGGAAGUGGACAGAGAAGAGAGAAGGGUAAUUUGGUAAUUGAGAGCAGAGGGUGAGUGAAGCAAAGAAAAUGAGCACAGCUAGAUUCAUCAAGUGUGUCACUGUUGGAGAUGGAGCUGUUGGGAAGACAUGCAUGCUAAUCUCUUACACCAGCAAUACCUUCCCCACUGAUUAUGUGCCUACAGUGUUCGACAACUUUAGCGCUAAUGUGGUGGUGGAUGGCAGCACAGUUAACCUUGGAUUAUGGGACACUGCAGGACAGGAAGAUUACAACAGGCUGAGGCCUCUGAGCUAUAGAGGUGCUGAUGUGUUCUUGUUGGCCUUCUCUCUCAUCAGCAAAGCCAGCUACGAAAACAUUGCCAAGAAGUGGAUACCUGAGCUGAGGCAUUAUGCUCCAACAGUCCCCAUUGUUCUUGUGGGAACCAAACUUGAUUUGCGGGAGGACAAAGAGUAUUUGAUUGAUCAUCCUGGUGCUACACCAAUAUCAAUUGCACAGGGUGAAGAGCUGAAGAAGGCAAUUGGUGCUGCUGUUUAUAUAGAGUGUAGCUCCAAGACUCAGCAGAAUGUGAAGGCUGUGUUUGAUGCUGCCAUCAAAGUUGUUCUGCAACCCCCUAAACCAAAGAAAAGGCGAAGGAAGGCGAGGCAUUGUGUGUUUCUCUAAUUUUCAUGUUACUUUUCUCUCUUGUAACAGCCACAGUUCCUCUUCUAAGUCCUCAUACUCCUGGCAUUUGUUGUUUUUCAUUUUCUGCUUGUAUUUUCCCUUAUGUAAUAUUAUUGUGUUCCAUACUUCUUGUGGACUAUAAAGAAGGCAAAUAUGUUGUAAUAUCAGUGCUCAAACAAAGCAAGAUAGCACUGGACUGAGGCAGAUAGUGGUCUGUAUGCCCUAUAUACCAUACAUAAUUUUUUAAA
Messenger RNA from Prunus dulcis (almond), 1186 nucleotides. RefSeq names its product rac-like GTP-binding protein RAC2. NCBI's taxonomy places the organism in Eukaryota, Viridiplantae, Streptophyta, Magnoliopsida, Rosales, Rosaceae. The record is from RefSeq and is a predicted model, not a curated record. Gene Ontology annotation, cellular component: cell cortex; cytoplasmic vesicle; plasma membrane. Gene Ontology annotation, biological process: cortical cytoskeleton organization; establishment or maintenance of cell polarity; small GTPase-mediated signal transduction. Gene Ontology annotation, molecular function: GTP binding; GTPase activity; protein kinase binding. The transcript has 7 exons. Bases 348 to 938 code for a protein of 196 amino acids.